CUCCGUCUAUCAGCCAGCGCUGUUUCCUUCUCUCGGACGCGCUUGAGGUAUCUGCAGCCGUUGCCUCCAGCCAACAGCUCCUAUGGCCGGACGCGGCGGCUAUCCCCUGACUCCGCCGCCCCCGGAGGGACCAUCGGCGGCUGUCUCGGUGGCAGCGGGCGUCCCUUCGCCUGUUGUCCCAGCACCGGGAAGCGGGCUUUUGCGAGGACCCAGUCCUGCUGGGUCUGGUUCGUAUCGGGCCAUGGGCCAUGGACCUCAAUUCCAACGCCCUGCAAUGCUACCUGGUGGAAGGUUGCCUAUGGCAGGAUUACAAGUGGGAUCCCCUUCAGGCCCUCCAUAUGGUACAGCUUCUUCAAUGAGACCUGGAAUGCCACCAUCCCUGAUGGAUCCCUUCCGAAAGCGUCUUCUUGUUCCUCAGGCACAGCCACCUUCAGCACUUACACAAAGGCGAGGAUUGAAAAGGCGGAAGAUGGCUGACAAAAUCCUGCCACAGAGGAUUCGUGAAUUAGUUCCUGAGUCUCAGGCCUACAUGGAUUUACUGGCCUUUGAACGCAAGCUGGACCAGACAAUUGCCCGCAAAAGAAUGGAAAUCCAAGAGGCAAUCAAGAAACCUUUGACGCAAAAGCGGAAGCUGCGUAUUUACAUCUCUAAUACAUUUACUCCUGGCAAAGAGGAGUCUGAGGGUGGUGAGCGUAUAGCCUCGUGGGAACUUCGUGUGGAAGGCAAACUUCUUGAUGAUCCAAGUAAACAGAAGAGAAAAUUCUCAUCCUUUUUCAAGAGCUUGGUUAUUGAACUAGACAAAGAAUUAUAUGGACCAGACAAUCACCUGGUGGAGUGGCACCGGAUGCCAACAACCCAAGAGACAGAUGGCUUUCAAGUGAAGCGCCCUGGUGAUGUGAAUGUAAAAUGCACUCUGCUUCUCAUGCUGGAUCAUCAGCCUCCUCAGUACAAGCUAGAUCCACGUCUGGCUCGCCUACUUGGUGUCCAUACCCAAACUCGUGCCAGCAUAAUGCAGGCCCUGUGGCUUUAUAUCAAAUAUAACAAACUUCAGGACUGUCAUGAGAAAGAAUAUAUCAAUUGCAACCGCUACUUUCGCCAGAUCUUCAAUUGCAGCCGUAUGAGAUUUUCUGAGAUUCCAAUGAAACUGGCAGGACUCUUACAACACCCAGAUCCCAUUGUUAUCAAUCACGUUAUCAGUGUGGACCCUAAUGAUCAAAAGAAAACAGCCUGUUAUGACAUUGAUGUGGAAGUAGAUGACCCCUUGAAAGCCCAAAUGAGCAACUUCUUGGCCUCCACCACUAACCAACAAGAAAUUGCUUCCCUGGAUAUCAAGAUUCAUGAAACAAUCGAAUCUAUUAAUCAAUUGAAGACACAACGAGAUUUUAUGCUGAGUUUUAGUAAUAAUCCUCAGGAUUUUAUUCAGGAGUGGAUCAGAUCUCAACAGAGGGAUUUGAAGAUUAUCACAGAUGUGGCUGGAAAUCCAGAAGAAGAGAGACGGGCUGAUUUCUAUCAGCAGCCAUGGAUGCAAGAAGCUGUUGGACGACACAUCUUUGCAAAGGUUCAGCAGCGCAGACAAGAACUGGAACAAGUGCUUGGUGUUCGCCUUACUUAGUGCUUGCCUUCUUUUGCAGUUCUUCCACACUUCCUGGUACUUUGGAAUGGACCAAUAGACAGACAGUCCUUGUCCUUUCCCCUUGGAAGGUGGGGAGGAUUCUGCUGCCAUUGCAUAGUAUGUAUUCAGUACUCUCCAUGGACUCAUAUAAGGCAUCCUUCAGCAGAGAAGGAAGCUCUUCUCCCUCCCCAGAACUUGCCCUUCAUGUGUGCUUUGCCUUUGGGGCACUGGGAAAUUUUAUUUCGAGUUGCUUCUACCUCUUAGCAGAGCUUUUAGUCUUGCAAUGCAGGAACCUUCUGCUCACUUUUAACCAAAGCUUGUGUCCAUUCCUGCCAGUUUUGCUGGCAUUUAAUCUUUGCACUAUAUCUUUUGUGUUUGGCUGGGGUAGAGUUUUGUUUCCUGUAGAAAGUUUAACGUUGGUGGUGGCCUUUAUUCCUCCCUAUGCAACUGAUAUU
Notechis scutatus (mainland tiger snake) is the source of this 2067-nucleotide messenger RNA. RefSeq names its product SWI/SNF related BAF chromatin remodeling complex subunit D2 (gene SMARCD2). NCBI's taxonomy places the organism in Eukaryota, Metazoa, Chordata, Lepidosauria, Squamata, Elapidae. The record is from RefSeq and is a predicted model, not a curated record.